CGGACGGACCCAAGGCGGCUUUAAACGGCCCGAUCCCAAAUGGCGCUGAGAAUAUCGCCUUGGCUCUGCUCCCCUGCGCUCCUCCUCACCGCCUCGAGAGCGGACGCUGCUGCGACGCUGCUCGCCGGCGCCGGAAAUCUUCGCCCGAUGUCGUCGUCGUCGCCGCUGUCUCCGUACACCACGCUGAAGGAACGGGCGACCUGCAAGCGCGAGAUAAAGAAGAGCAAGUUUAUCGCCAUCGCCGCCCCCAUCUCCGACGAGCGCUCCGCCCACUCCUUCCUCUCCGAGGUCCAAGAUCCUCGAGCUACUCAUAAUUGCUGGGCCUACAAGCUUGGAGAGCAAUACCGGUAUAAUGAUGAUGGAGAACCAUCAGGUACAGCUGGAAAACCAAUAUAUUCAGCCAUUGUCUCUUCUGGAAUUGAUAAGGUGAUGGUUGUUGUGAUCAGGUAUUUCGGGGGUAUAGAGCUGGGAACUGGAGGAUUGGUCAGGGCCUAUGCUGGUGUUGCUUCAGAAUGCCUAAAAGGUGCUGCAACUUGUGUUGUGAAACCCAAAGCUCCAAUUGGUAUGGAGAUUCCAUUUGAUUUGUUGGGUGUAGUGUAUCAUCAGCUGAAGCAUUUCGAAGUUGAGGACAUCAAGCAGGACUAUGAUACUGGUAAAGAUGGUAUCACUAUGGUCACCUUUAAAGUAGAACAUGACAAAAUUGAGAGCCUGGAGAAUGCAAUUAACUCCAUUUGUAGCAGAAAAAAUUGAGUUCUAUAAACGUUAACACGGAUUUUGUUUUUUUUUG
Phoenix dactylifera (date palm) is the source of this 787-nucleotide messenger RNA. The record is from RefSeq and is a predicted model, not a curated record. Lineage: Eukaryota; Viridiplantae; Streptophyta; Magnoliopsida; Arecales; Arecaceae.